GAUUUAUUUAUGUUGUCUGUUUCUUGGCCAACUGGGGGUGUCUUCUUGCUUUUGAACCCAUGAUGAUCUUCCUUUUUCUCUUAAAAUCAUAUGAUUUGAUGCCUUUUACCCAAACCCGCUUUACUUUUAUUACUUGCUUUGGUGGGUUUAAUUUCUUGUUUAUAAAACCCCCCAAAAAUUGUAUCUUUUUGGUUUUGGAAGAUUGUCCUUCAGCAUUCAGCAGUUCAUGAACAGGGCUUUAUUUACUGACGUAGAAAAUGGCAUCCACAUCCACGCAAUUUGCUACUUCGAGAAGGAUGGGCAUAUUCGAGCCACUUCACCAUAUCGGAAUGUGGGACGACGACACUACUAAUUUUGGAUGCGAUAUUGUAACCCCAAACACCGCCUCCUCCUCUAUGAUCAAUAGGCUACCCAACAAGACGGAUUACAUUUCGCAGGAGUCGAUAGGACCUUCAUCCGAUAAUGAAGCAGCCAAAAACAUGUCUGAUAAGUUGCAAAGAAGGCUAGCGCAAAACCGUGAAGCUGCACGUAAAAGCCGUUUGAGGAAAAAGGCCUACGUUCAACAAUUGGAAACUGGUCGUUUAAAGUUGGCGCAGUUGGAGCAGGAGCUCGAGAGAGCUCGACAGCAGCGUGUGUACGGUGGUUUACUGAAUACAAGCAAUGGUCUGUUACCUAAUAAUGUCAAUCCAGGUAUCGCUGCAUUUGAGAUGGCAUAUGAUUUGUGGGUUGCCGAGCAACAAAAAAAGGACAAUGAACUUAAAGACGUGUUGCAAAGUCAUGUAAGCGAAUUAGAGCUUCGUAUAUUCGUAGACAGUGGCUUGAACCACUACUAUGAGCUUUUCCAAUUGAAAGCUAAUGCUGCAAAAGCUGAUGUGUUUUAUACGAUGAAUGGGUUGUGGAGAACGCCCCUCGAAAGGUUCUUUCAGUGGCUUGGAGGUCCACGACCAUCAGAGCUCCUAUACAUACUAUUGCCACAACUUGAGCCUUUAUCGGAUGCACAACUGAUGAGCGUCUCGACUCUGAAACACUCUUGUAAACAAGCCGAGGAUGCAUUGAGUCUAGGAAUGGAAAAGCUUCAACAGAACCUUGCUCAGGGUAUCACUAUCGACAUAACUGGAGUUGGAAGUUACAAUGCACAAAUGACUUUAGCUAUGGAGAGGCUUGAAGGAAUCGAGAAUUUCUUGAACCAGGCGGAUCACCUACGACAACAAGUGUUGCAACAAAUGUCUCGAAUCUUAACCGCACAUCAAGCUGCAAGAGGGUUGCUCGCAUUAGGGGAGUACUUUCAACGCCUCCGUGCACUAAAUUCCCUUUGGUCAGCCCGUUUUCGUGAGCCCACCAGCUAAAAGUAUUAGAAUCACUUCAUUUAAUUUGGUGAACCAGUCUUCAUGAGACUUUGAGCUACAACAAACCUCACUUUCGCCACCAAGUCAUCGAAGAAGCUUUGAGCUAGCUUUGAGAUCACCUUUCACAAAGGUUUCCGAUAUUACAAGUAUAUAUGAUUUAUGUGAUCGGAUAUAAUACUCAUUUUACCAAUUUAUAUUGUCC
Messenger RNA from Lactuca virosa, 1548 nucleotides. Lineage: Eukaryota; Viridiplantae; Streptophyta; Magnoliopsida; Asterales; Asteraceae. The record is from the annotation of a GenBank genome assembly.